AUGGGGUUGACAGUAGAUACACAAUGUACUCUAUGUCACAACCAUGAGGAAAAUAGAGACCAUCUGUUUGUCAUUUGUGAGUAUACCAAGAACCUGUGGAUGAAGAUUAUGCAAUGGAUGCAACAUGAAUAUAAAAGGACACAGAACUGGGUACAGCAUCUUGAAUGGAGUUUGCAGCAUGCUAAAGGCAAGACCAAAAGAGCAAAGAUAUUCCGAUUGGUAUAUGCAGAAAUAGCACAUGUAAUUUGGAUUGAGAGAAAUCUGAGGAUAUUUGAGAAAAGGGCACGUGACUGGACUACUAUUGCUCGUGAGGUUGCAUACAUAUGCAACAUCAGAGCUACUGCUGGCAUUCAGAGUUUAGUACAUAGUUAUAGUUUUGUUUGA
Molecule: messenger RNA, 384 nt
Organism: Nicotiana attenuata
Lineage: Eukaryota; Viridiplantae; Streptophyta; Magnoliopsida; Solanales; Solanaceae
Exons: 1
Coding region: 1-384 (127 amino acids)
Source: RefSeq, a predicted model, not a curated record